Linum trigynum is the source of this 1963-nucleotide messenger RNA. Lineage: Eukaryota; Viridiplantae; Streptophyta; Magnoliopsida; Malpighiales; Linaceae. The record is from the annotation of a GenBank genome assembly.
CACUACUUGACCAAAAAGCAAAAGGUCGGUCACUUUGAACUUUUUUUUUUUUAGGAAAUGUCAAACAUAGACAUUACUUUUCGUCCAGCAACCACCCUCUCCAAAUUCCAAUCCCAGCUAUCUCUCGUCUUCUUCCUUCCUCAAGCGGACUUCCAACUCCAAUUCAGUAGGAAGACGCGAUGCCGAACUGGGAACUGCAGAACUGCUGUCAGAAGGACCAGGUCACCUUCUUGGUCACCAUCGGCGUCUUUUCCCUUGUUAUCCUCGCGCUAUGGCGGACAGUACUGCUAACGCCUUUCAAGCUCAUAACCGUGUUUAUGCACGAAGCUAGUCAUGCCAUUGCUUGCAUCCUCACUUGUGGGAAGGUGGAAGGUAUUCAGGUUCACGCCAAUGAAGGAGGCGUGACUCAAACACGUGGUGGCAUAUAUUGGCUGAUCUUACCUGCAGGAUAUCUUGGAUCUUCAUUUUGGGGGAUGCUUUUGAUACUUGCAUCCACCAAUCUUCUUACUGCAAGAAUUGCUGCUGGUUGUUUGGGUCUUGCCCUACUCAUAGUGCUGUUUAUUGCCAAGAAUUGGACGCUUCGAGGACUUUGCAUUGGAUUCAUUACGUUUCUUGCUAUCAUUUGGGUAUUACAAGAAUACACCAAAGUACGGAUCCUUCGAUAUGUUAUUCUCUUCAUUGGUGUCAUGAACAGUUUGUUUUCAGUUUAUGACAUAUAUGACGACCUAAUAUCUAGAAGAGUCAACUCUAGCGAUGCUGAGAAGUUUGCAGAACUCUGUCCUUGCCCAUGCACAGGUGUUGGAUGGGGAAUGAUCUGGGGAAUGAUAUCAUUCUUGUUUCUCUGUGCAUCUAUAUACCUAGGGCUCGUCAUCUUAUCUUAAGGUACAGUUUUUCGUCACCAUAAUGAUUUCUGAAAGGUGGCAGCUGCUCAACUAAGCAUUUCUUCCCUUUUCUCUAUCAGGUUCAAAUCAAGGAUAACUGGCUUACUUCGGCAUUUGUUCACUGUGGAGAGCAUUCUGUAGAGUUGUAUUGUGUCCAUGCCCAGGGCUUCAUUCUUUCGACCCUUUGUGUUUCUGGGGGGUCGACAUUUGAAUACUCUGAUAUGAUUGGUGUGUAUAGGGUGGUGUCCAAUGCGCUGAACUUUUUCCUGGUUGACCUCAACAGAUUCUAGGCUACUCACUUCACGGUCAGCACAGGAAUCAUACUCAUUCUUAGGCUUGUCUAAUGGACUUGAGCACUUCUUCAUCUUCUUGGUCACUGACCCUUUUUCGCUUCAAAUGGUAUUUGCUUACGUUGUGAACAUGAUUAGCUAGGCAAACCAUCUUACUUAUUUUCAUUCAGACAGACGAUACUGCACAAGUAUCUCUUCAUUCUUGAGUUCCCCCACAAGCAAUCCCGGCUACACCUUAGCCAAAUUGUCAAAGGAAUUGUUAUGACAACUUUCAAGCAUGAGUGGGGUUAUGAUUCAAAUUUGAUCAGGUGCAAUAUGAGUCUAACAUCCCAACUGGAUAGAGUAUUGUUGAGAGGGUAAUACGAGGAAUAGGGUUGUGUUUUGGGGUUCGAGAAGCAUGAUUAAUACAAAAGAGAAUCUUCAAACGCUUUGGGACUAAUAUACCUAGAGCCGUGAGCAUAGAUUUGUCUCCCUAGAUUUAAACGAAAACUUAACAAUCCGGACGUUGAAAGGAUUCCUUAUGUCUUCUUUGGCCGUGAGCAUAGAUUUGUCUCCCUAGAUUUAAACACAAACUUAAUAGUCCGGAUGUUGAAAGGAUUCCUUGUGUCUUCUUUGAUGUCUUUCCCAUUCUUAUGUCAACAAUGGUGGGCUACAUGUGGUGGCUAAGCUUUAGUAAAAAUGAGUAAUUAAUCAUCAAGGUUACCCACAUAAAGUUUCGUCAAUUAAUAUAGUAUAGUCAUCAGAUUCGACGUAAGUGUUUUAGAGAUCGUAGAAUGAACGAAUUGAGUUAAA